Peronospora matthiolae is the source of this 1125-nucleotide messenger RNA. The record is from the annotation of a GenBank genome assembly. NCBI's taxonomy places the organism in Eukaryota, Oomycota, Peronosporomycetes, Peronosporales, Peronosporaceae.
AUGUUCUUCCGCCAAAGCAUGUUGUUCACCAUCAUCGUUCUCUGGAACCGAACCGAAUCGGCUCUCGAUAACGAUAGCAAGACGCAUGCUGUAGCUCACAACCACAGCAGUAGUUCACGCCUGAACGAGAACCCGCUUGAUGGCCAAACACACUUGGAGCCCCAGGAAUCAGCUGCUGUAAAAGCUGCCAACCUCGCGGACCUGAAAGAUGAAGAGAGGGGCAUCUUUUCUAGCAUAAGCGCCCUAUGGAGGGAUCCGACCAUACUGGCUGUGAAAAACUACUUGCUGCAACGGCCCCGCCCCGAUACCGCUUUUGAAAUUCUGGGCAUCGGUAAAGGUGACGGUAAUCUCGAGGCCGAUAAGAAGUUGAAGAUCUGGCUCAAGUAUGCACGGAAGUAUAGACAGUCUGCAGAUCGGGAAGGUUGGUACAAGCCUGAAAAGGUGUUUUCCUUGCUGGUGAAAACCUAUCAGAUAGACACAGUGUUGUACUGGUUCAAAGCACGCGGUAUGCAUGCAGAUGCGAACAAGUUACAUGACAUGCUGUCAGAAGACUCCUCAGCUUUGCGCCUGUCGAUGGAUCAGCAGUGGCUGGACUCGGAAACAAGUCCUGAUGUAGUUUUUGAGCUUCUGGGCGUCGGCCAAAAGUCUCUCCUGCGGGACCCGAACGCCUUUCACUGGAUUCAGUAUUGCGAUCGGUUCAGGCAGAGGUACGGUGAUCACACGUUUUCUGUUGAGAAGAUAUUGCAAUCUUUGCGGUAUACGAAUUCGCUCGGCCAUCCGAUUUUGACCUCAGCAUUUCUUCAUAUGGUCGAGGACUGGAAUCGGAAGCUGAAGUGGCUCACCUUGGAGAUGCAGGAAGCACUGCACAAGGAAAUGAUUGAAAAAGAGAUGUCGCCUAUAUUGGCCUAUUUUGCGAUACCAAGGGUAGAUGGAAAGUACGUGAUGGACCUCCCUACGUCGGAUCCAUGGUAUCGUGCUUUGAAAGGCUUUACGUUGGCAUAUGCACGCAGCAUAGGCAGAUACGAAGAUGCGCUACGCUACUUUGACCACGAGAAGCCAAACAACACCGUCCAAUUCUUGCGAUUGAUCAGCCAACGUUUAAACCGACCGCAAAAAAAGGAUUAA